AUGUUGCUAAUAAAUCCAACAAAGGAGCAAAAGAUUGAAUUCUUGGAUCCGAAAAAUUAUGAAACUACAAAUGAUGAGAAGUAUAACGAAGUUUUAAGAGCAGCAGAUGCUCAUAAAAGAAUAAGAUAUAACUUACAAAACAUGAUUAAACCGGGUCAGUCACUCAAAGAGGUAAUUAGUUAUGUAGAAGAUGCCACUAGGAUAAUGUUGAAAGGUGAGUUAAACGAUGGAAUUGGAUUUCCUUGUGGUAUAUCUCUUAAUGACUGUGCUGCUCACUUUUCUUUAAACUCAUGGAAUGAUGACAUUUAUUUAAAAGCUGAUGAUGUUCUUAAAAUUGAUUUUGGUACACAUGUCAAUGGAAGAAUAGUUGAUGCCGCGUUUACAGUAUGUUUUGAUGAAAGAUAUGAAAAUUUAUUGCUUGCUUCUAAGGAAGCUACUUAUGCAGGAAUUAAGGCGAUUGGUAUCGAUACUUGUGUUUCUGAUGUUGGAGCUGCUAUAAAUGAAGUUAUGACGUCAUUUGAAAUUGAAGAUGAAAAUCAUAAUAGUGUUAGAAUAAAACCAGUUAAAAAUUUAAAUGGUCAUUCAAUUGGACAGUUUAAAAUUCAUGAUGGUAUUCAUAUUCCGGUUGAAAAAAAUUAUGAUCCUUCGCGGGUAAAAGAAGGAUUUGUUGCUGUUGAAACAUUUGCCACUACUGGAAGAGGAUACAUUGAGAAUGAUGGUGUGUGUUCACAUUACAUGGUUGAAGAUUUAAAUAAAACUCCUAAGAUUUACAAUGAGAAAGCUAAAAAUGCAUUUGAGUUAAUAAAAAAGGAAAUUAAAACUUUGCCUUUCAGUCCUAAUCAUUUGAUACAUAAGAAUAAUAAGAUAGAGAAACUAACAGUAAAGUUAUUAGAAUCAAGAAAGAUCAUUGAAGCAUAUCCACCACUAGUUGAUCGACCUGUAAACCAUAGGGUGUGUAAAGUAGCUCAGUUUGAACACACUCUUUACCUGACUGAAAAUGGUAAGAAAAUUGUUUCAAAAGGAGAAGAUUAUUAA
Molecule: messenger RNA, 1035 nt
Organism: Hepatospora eriocheir
Lineage: Eukaryota; Fungi; Microsporidia; Hepatosporidae
Source: the annotation of a GenBank genome assembly